UGAGAUGUGGUUGGAUCGAAGCUUUCGUCGUCUCUCUUCACCCUUACAAGAGAAAUCCUAUGGUGGCCCUUCCUUUGGCUUCCUCUCAUAGAAGAUGGUUCCAGACUUUUCUCGGCGUAUCGCUCGAGUUUCACCUUCCGCAGCUUCACCAUCUCAAUUCCUAUCCCUCACAUAUUACUGAGGAUUUGUGCCUGAGUCUGCUCUCCUUGUGCUCCAAACCAAAGUCAGCAAGGCAGGGAAUCUGCGUUCACAGCCCUAUCAUCAAGCUAUGUUUCCAUGAUCACCUGUCGCUGAACAACCACCUCCUCUCUCUCUACUCAAAAUUUUGUGGUGUCGGCACUGCGCGGAAGCUGUUCGAUGAAUUGACUAGCAGAGACGUCGUAACAUGGAGCACCAUCAUCUCGGCGUUUAGUCGGGUCAAGAACCAUGAGGAAGCACUUGGAUUGUUCAAGUGCAUGUUGACUCGCUCUCCUCUUACCGGUCCUAAUGAGUUCAUUUACUCCAGCGCCAUCUGCUGCGCCGCCUCGCUCAGGUUACUGGACCUUGGAGCUCAAAUUCAUGCCCACGUUCAAAAGCGUGGAUUUGAGACCAAUGCUGUCGUUGGAAGCGCUCUGCUUGACGUCUACUCAAAAUGCGGCAGGUUCCAAGAAGCAUCUGAGAUCUUUGCUUCGAUGGACUACAGGGACGUCGUCUCGUGGACCACCAUGAUCUCGGCUCUCAUCGAAGCGAAGAACUGGGUGGGAGCAUUGCGGCUGUAUUUGCUCAUGAUCGAAGGCGGAACUUCUCCUACCGAGUACACCUUCGCCAAGCUUCUCAGGGCUUGUGGGUGCUUCUUCGGCCUUCGCGUUGGUAUGAUGCUUCACGCUCACCUGGUCCUGUGGGGAAUGGAGCUCAAUCUGGUGCUGAAGACGGCGCUCGUCGACAUGUAUUCGAAAUGCCACCGGAUGAGGGAUGCGCUUAAAGUGUUUCUCCAGACGGCAGACUCAGAUGUAAUGCUGUGGACGACGAUGAUCUCUGGACACUCCCAAGCAGAACGCUACUCGGAGGCAAUCACUAUGUUCCGUGACAUGAAGGAUGCAGGGGUGACGCCGAAUUCCUUCACCUACUCCGGAGUCCUCAGUGCCUGUUCAUCUGCUCCUGAGCCAGAACUGGGAAGGCAGAUUCACUGUCGGGUGAUCAAGGCAGGAUUGGAAGAUGAUGUAUCAGUUGCCAACGCACUGGUAGACUUGUACGCCAAACACUCCCGGGAUCUAGAUGACACAGUGCGCGCCUUCGCAGCCAUUGUAUCUCCCAACAUCGUCUCGUGGACAGCUUUCAUGGCCGGGCUUGCUCGACACGGACUCGAGCAGAAGGUGCUCCUGGCUUUGGUGGAAAUGCGACUUACCGGAGUGGAACCGAAUUCUUUCUCCCUGUCGACUGUUCUCAGCAGCUGCAACUCCGUAGAAGCUCUGGCUCAUGCCCGAAAGCUCCACUCUUACAUGAUUAAGACCAAGGUGGACGCGUCGGAUUUGUCUGCCGGGAACUCGCUGGUGGACGUCUACGCUAGAUUUGGGAGGGUGGACGACGCGUGGGCCGUCGCGCACACGAUGAUGGCUCGCAGGGACGUGCUCACGUACACGACCAUGGCCAAGGGGUUGAAUCAGGUUGGCCUUCACCGGAGGGCACUGGACAUGAUCGCGUACAUGCACGAGGAAGACUUGAGUAUCGAUGGUUUCAGCCUCGCCUGCUUCCUAUCCGCUACUGCGGGCUUGGCUGCAAUGCAAUCCGGUAAGCAGCUGCAUGGCUUCUCGGUGAAGUCCGGCCUCCUGAGCUGGAUCUCGGUCUCGAAUGGCCUCGUCGACAUGUACGGCAAAUGCGGAAGCGUAGAGGAGGCUCGCAGGGUCUUCGCGGCGAUCGAAGAGCCAAACGUGGUGUCAUGGAACGGAUUAAUAUCCGGCCUGGCGUCGAACAGCCGUUUCGUGGAAGCGCUGUCCGCUUUCGAGGACAUGAGACUGGCAAGAGCUCAGCCCGACGGUAUCACCUUCUUGCUGGUGCUGUACGCCUGCAGCCACGGCGGACUACCCGACGCCGGCGUCGAGUACUUCAACUCCAUGCAGGAAUUGCAUGGCGUGGCACCGCAGCAAGAUCACUAUGUUUGCUUGGUCGACAUGCUGGGGCGGGCGGGCAGGUUGGAGGAGGCGGCUUGCACCAUCGAAACGAUGCCGUUCCAGCCUGACGCGCUGGUGUACAAGACGUUGCUGGCUUCUUGCAAGCAGCGCAGCAACAUGGUGCUUGGAGAGUGCAUGGCGAGGAAGGCGCUGGAGAUCGACCCAUCGGAUCCGGCGAUCUACGUGCUGCUCGCGGGCAUCUACGACGAUGCAGGGAACGUGGAGUGGGCCGAGCAGACUCGCCGGAUGAUGAGGGAGAGGGCAAAGAGGAAGAGCCUGGGCCAGAGCUGGCUGUGACUGACAGAGAUGAUUGAGGAAGAAGUACAUGUUCAGAACUGCACCGAUCGAACAGUGCAAACACAGUGCAGAAUCAGCAGCUGUGUUUGGCCGAGCUGCAUCAUUGAUUAAUGGAAUCCAUGAAGCAGAAUAACAUUGGCAUUUUGGAAGACGAAGGGGACUCCUCUAACCAGACCCAAGUUAGCAUAAUUUACAAUGAGAGUGGCUCAGAACGAUGACUGAAGGUGUCAUAUCAAGU
Molecule: messenger RNA, 2682 nt
Organism: Musa acuminata subsp. malaccensis (wild Malaysian banana)
Lineage: Eukaryota; Viridiplantae; Streptophyta; Magnoliopsida; Zingiberales; Musaceae
Product: pentatricopeptide repeat-containing protein At5g52850, chloroplastic
Molecular function (GO): protein binding
Source: RefSeq, a predicted model, not a curated record